Molecule: messenger RNA, 21188 nt
Organism: Porites lobata
Lineage: Eukaryota; Metazoa; Cnidaria; Anthozoa; Scleractinia; Poritidae
Source: the annotation of a GenBank genome assembly
GCUAGGUUCUCAAAACAAUACAACCACAUUUCUUGACAAAACGCGAUACUUGUUUCUUCUCCUCUGUAAAACAAUGUAAGUUUACUAAACGAGUGGAAUCGUUUUAGCAGAAUACUAGCAGAAGUUACUGUACAUGUUUACUUAGGUUAAUGUUUUAGGAAUUUAGUAAUAUUGACCGAUAGCAUAAAGACCGUGUAAAAUGGUUCAAGUUUUAAUGUCACCUAUUACAAUUGUAAAAUGCAUUUUCAGACAUAUAUUUGUAGGCUAGAUCUGUACUUGGACCUCAAACCUCCUUACCUUAAGAAAUAUGUUAGUUGGAAAUAUAUGGUUUUAAACUAUUUAUAGGUUGCUCUAUAUAAUGAACAGUACAAUAACUACAAUAAAUUUCACUUUACUUUCCUUUAAAAUUGUUUAUUAUACGAUUUUUUUGAGAUCACGAAUACACUUGAAUGCUAUAAAGCCGAGAACAAUAAUAUCUCAAGUGGGGUUAAUGAAUGUUGACUUACUUUCACCUUUCAGAUACUUCAAAAUGGCUGCCUUUAUCUAUCUCGGAAAUGUUUUCCUGUAUUUUUUAACACUAGUUCCUAAAGGUGAGAAGUAUACUUUUGUAGAUCAGUGUGAUACGGGACUAAAUCUUCUAGAUGCGACUGACUCUCACAACUCCCAAAUAAGCUUUACGUUAAAUACUUUAUUACAGAGUGACUUACUCUUGACUUUCACUUCACAGUUCUUCUAUGGCCCUUCACAACUUCUUUAACAACUUGUCUCAACAAUGUCUUCUUCAACUGAACCUUGUUCUUAUGCAGUUCACUUUCUUUCUCUCUAAAAUCUACUCCGUCGCAUCUCGCUAUUUAUUUGUUUGGUUGUUAACCAUAUGUUUACGUUGAUAAUAUAUUAUUAACAUAUAUUACCUUGUUACGCCAAAAUCCUUUAAAAAGCCUUUCUUCGGUUCUGAAGGAGAAUAACCAGUAAAGGAAACAAACUAAGCAAGUUCAGUAAAAGGAACACACUUUUACGCAGUGUCUUGUAAGAGUGACUUAUAAGAGUCCGCUUGGAUUUGGAGAAAAUCGACAAAAUCAAUUUUCUUCGUCGGCGACUUGAAAACAACCAAAAUUUGCAGCAAAAUGAGGCGGUCUCAAAACUUCGCUCGCACGCAAAAAGGAAGAAAGUGUGGUAAAGUAUCCCCCGAUAAAUCAAUUUAUAAAGGGUUUUAGCCCUAGUAUGGCGGUUAAUUCUUAUCUUAACGGUAAUGUGGAAGGUAAACAAUUUUAUUUUAGUUUUGGUUCUUUUUCCAGUGAACGAAGUUUAAAUUUAGGCUUAUUAAGUCGCGAUUUAAUUUUUAGGCAUGUGCUACACAUUGGCUAUAACUUAGUUAAACAUUGUGCUAAAACAUAUGUAAAAACUGGCCUGGGUAAUUUAAUUUGCGCUCCAGACGAACCUUCUGAACUUGAACAAAUUUUGAGAGAAAUAUGACACAUCUGCAAAAUUCAACAACGCCUUGCUGUUGCCGAAACGGAUCAUUGGCGUUUCCUGAGAAGAAAUCUGAUGUACUUCUAUAGUACGACUUGCUAUUAAACAUGCAAUUGGAAUUAUCUUACCUUUAUAGUAUGGAGCACUUUUUUCACUUUUUCGACACUCAAGCUCCAAACUCUGCCGGCGCUAACACAUUUUGUAAUUUGAACUAAGACAACUAAGUUAACGACGACGACGUCUGUUGCCUGGGAAAAGACUGGAACGAGAACGUCAGUUUCGGCGGGAAAAAAUUAUUCGGGAAAAAGGAAACUUAAGAUGCAGUGGGUCGGUAGGUCGACGAUGACGACACUGAAUGUAAACAGAAAUGUAAAACUGUGAUGUUUGUUCGCAUCUUUUAAAACAAUGCAAGAUCUUAUUUUUUAAGCCGUACGUCUAAUGUCAUUAGGGAACUUAAGAACCACGACGGUGUUCACGACGACGUCUGUUGACUGGGAAAAGACUGGAACGAGAACGUCAGUUUCGGCGGGAAAAAGGAAACUUAAGAGGCAGUCUCCCUAAAAGCGGUCCACUCGAUUUCGCGACAAAAAAUACUUUUGCUUUAUUUUUUGUCGGUGAAGAGGCUUUAGUAGGUGUAUACUAAAAUCGCUAUUUUUGUUUUCAAAUUCUUAUUCUUAGCUCUGCUACAAGCCAAAAACGAAUUGAGUCCGUCUCGGCUUCUCAGAGAGUGUUUCGAAGACUAAAAUUAAUGGAUUUUGAAAAGCGCGUUGCAAACAACCGAAUGCCCGCACAAAAAAUCUGUUCAAUUCAGUUUUUUUAGUUAACCUUCGAUAGUUCACAGGCUAAAUAAAAAUAUCUUUGAUCAAAACGUGUUCAAGUUACAGUGGUUCAAGGAAUACCUAUUUUGCAGGCUUGAUCGAAACCUUGAAAGUAAGGAAGAUUUGAGGCAAAAUAUCUCAAAAGUUGCGGCCUAAAUCUGGUUCAAAAAUCAUAUCAAAGUAAAGUUUUAAGCUUAUUUUUUUGGUUUAUAGGCUCAGACUUGCGGGUAUCUUCUGGGAUUGCAACCAACAGUAGAUUAUAAUCUGCCAUUUUGGGUAUUUGCAUAAUUACAGGCCGUGUCAGAUGUCAUUGUACAGGUUAAAAGUUCCAUAAAAUUGCCUCUUUUGACACUUGAAUUCGUCUCCGGCCUCUAAAAGAAAGUAACUAAGCUUCUUUAAGUACUUUUGAAUCGAAAGAGAUAUACUAACAGGGAUGGUCAUGCAUGUUACUGAUUAACACGAUCAACUGGCGGGCGCCAUCGUCUUGUAACUACAAGCACUGAACAGUAAACAAUGUUUUUAAUAGAAUUCUCUAGAUCAGAAGUUGAUCCAAGCCGUCUAAGUAAUAAAAAUAAAUAUCACUAUCCCGGGAUACAAAACAUGCUCAAGAAAGGCAACCUAGAAUUUUAAGUUCUUUCCGCAAUUUCAGAGUGAAUUUCACCUCGGUGCAUAUAAAAGUUCAUAAAUUAUUGUAAUAAUCAGGCUGUUUAAAAACGUUUGACGCACAACAAAAACAAUUAGUCAUUUACCGUUUUAUCUGUUCUCGGUAAAUAAGACGCUUACCUUUACUUUAGAUUCUUGAUGGAAGAAGUCUAUCCAGGCAGCUGAAGUUAGGCAGUUUCGUUUCAAAAUCAAAUCAUAGCGUGAUAGUGUCACGUAAUGUUACGGUCACGUGGCUACGUAACCCGUCGGUGGCCAAAAUCUUUGUGAUAAACGAAAUUUCUGUUUCUCUCCAGAAAAAAAAAAGUCCUAAUUGAAUGAGUUUUUCCUCCUUAAAUUGCACAAAAUGCGUAUCACACCAAGAAAUUUGUAUUGGUAAUGAAUCAUUUUCUACGGCAUGGUACCACUGGCCUUAUUAAUCCUCGCCCAGGCGUUUUUUUUUUAUCGCGCGACCCGAUGAGGAUGGCAGGCAACCUCUCCCUUGGAAUCACUUUUUGACUCCCCCCAACUCCCGGUCAAUCGAAAGUUCAAAUCGAUCACACAGCAAAAUACACCUUGCAGGCUAUAUUAAUCCCUUCCUUUAAAACGUUUUCAAGAAUCACGUUAGUAUGCCAACGAGGUGUAAGGUUGGCUUUAGGUGCAUUUUUUGAACCUUCUUUUAUCCGUUCAUUUCAAACCAGUUUCUUGUAUUGACUAUUUUGGCCUCUUAUAUGGUACAAUUCUAACAUUCACGUACAGUAUAAAGGAUUAGAGAGGUGACCUACCAACCCUUUUGCCCCAACCUGCCAGGUCGCUAAUUGUAAUUGUUGCACAUGUGAAUUCAUUUCUCGGGCUUGGCAAAGCAUAAUUUUUAGAGCAAAAUUUGAUUCCUGUUUUUCAAGUUUGUUGCUUGAAGAAGUGAAAUCGCAUGUGCAACAAUUGAGAUUAGGAACCUGGUGGGGUGGCCUGUGCUACCUGGUCUCUAAUCCCUUAUGCUGUCAACUUAGAAUGUCCCAUAUAAGAGGCCAAAAUAGUUAGUACGACAAAAACGUUUCCAAAGAACGGAUGUAAUAGUCUUUAAAAAUGCACCUACAGGGAGUCUUGUAGAUUCCAUGUAGAGUAUUUUAAUGUGACGUCUCGUUGACAUCCGGGUUACGUGAUUUUGACGUUCUAAAGGAGAUAGGUCUGGCCGGGGGUUUUGGGUUUUCAGGUAUCUGGGCUCAAUUUUGUUCAGGUUUACGGAAUUUUAGUGCCAAAUAAAAUAAAUAGAUAAAUGAUCUUUAAUCACCGGUUGACAAGGUCCAGACUCAAAACAGUUCGUUCGCACAAGGUUCGAGGGGGGGGGGGGGGAGUUGCCCAGGAAAUUGGUGCAAUGGACCUUGCGGCUAUCUGCGUCGCUGUCUUACGUUACGUCCUAGAGUACAAUGUUGCGUGGCUUGAUAUAACGCCCUUCCUGCCCAUCUGCCUAGUACAAUAGAGCGGGUCCAAAUGCGAGCUUUAAGGAUAAUAUACCUUCGGAAGCUUUACAGUUUCCUAGAGUCGUUAGAGUUGAGGACAGGCGCAGUGGGCUCUGUAUGAGCAUUAUAAACAAAGGCAGGACCUUGUCAGAACACAUAGCCUGCGUAGCACGCCCUUGAAGGUAGUGGGUGCAAAAAAGAACGGGCGCGCAAGAGAGACACGCGGAGACACCCGUUCUUUCUUGCGUCCACUACUUUCAAGGGCCUGCUACGCAGGCUAAGAACACUAUAGAAAUGGCGUCUCUCGGGGAGCAUGCCGCCUUACCCCGCCCGUAGCGGCUCGCUCCUUGUCUUUGGACGCUGAUACUAGAUUCUGGGAUAAAUAAAAAAGCCGGGUUGGACGGUCUGUCUUAGUCCUGAAAUACCUUAUUUAGGUAUAUAGUAUUCUUUUUCAAGGUAAUUUCAGGCAUUCGGUAUCAAACGUUUUACAAAUCUUUAGCUAUAUUGGUAUCUUAUGAGGACAAAAGCGGGUAUAUUGGUAUCCGACCGUCCCCCACCCUCACCCCUCCUAUGCGGGCCGGGCCUAAAAAAAAAAUGGAAGGGCGGAGUCCAUGCCGUGAAAAUAAUGAUUCAUUACCAAUACAAAUUUCUUGGUGUGAUAUGCAUUUUGUGCAACUUAAAGACUCAUUCAAUUAGGACUUUUUUUUUUUCGGGAGAGAAGCAGAAAUUUCGUUUAUCACAAAGACUUUGGAGCACGAGGGGUUACGUAGCCACGUGACCAUAACAUUACGUGACACUAUCACGCUAUGAUUUGAUUUUGAAACGAAACUGCCUAACUUCAGCUGCCUGGAUAGACUUCUUCCAUCAAGAAUCUAAAGUAAAGGUAAGCGUCUUAUUUACCGAGAACAGAUAAAACGGUAAAUGACUAAUUGUUUUUGUUGUGCGUCAAACGUUUUUAAACAGCCUGAUUAUUACAAUAAUUUAUGAACUUUUAUGUGCACCGCGGUGAAAUUCACUCUGAAAUUGCGGAAAGAACUUAAAAUUCUAGGUUGCCUUUCUUGUGCAUGUUUUGUAUCCCGGGGUAGUGAGAUUUAGUUUCAUUCCUUAGAGAGCUUGGAUCAACUUCUGAUCUAGAGAAUUCUAUUAAAAACAUUGUUUACUGUUCAGUGCAGGUAGUUACAAGACGAUGGCGCCCGCCAGUUGAUCGUGGUAAUCAGUAACAUGCAUGACCAUCCCUGUUAGUAUAUCUCAUUCGAUUCAAAAGUACUUAAAGAAGCUUAAUUACUUUCUUUUAGAGGCCGGAGACGAAUUCAAGUGUCAAAAGAGGCAAUUUUAUGGAACUUUUAACCUGUACAAUCAUGACAUCUGACACGGCCUGUAAUUAUGCAAAUACCCAAAAUGGCAGAUUAUAAUCUACUGUUGGUUGCAAUCCCAGAAGAUACCCGCAAGUCCGAGCCUAUAAACCAAAAAAAUAAGCUUAAAACUUUACUUUGAUAUGAUUUUUGAACCAGAUUUAGGCCGCAACUUUUGAGAUAUUUUGCCUCAAAUCUUCCUUACUUUCAAGGUUUCGAUCAAGCCUGCAAAAUAGGUAUUCUUUGAACCACUGUAACUUGAACACGUUUUGAUCAAAGAUAUUUUUAUUUCGCCUGUGAACUAUCGAAGGUUAACUAAAAAAACUGAAUUGAACAGAUUUUUUGUGCGGGCAUUCGGUUGUUUGCAACGCGCUUUUCAAAAUCCAUCAAUUUUAGUCUUCGAAACACUCUCUGAGAAGCCGACACGGACUCAAUUCGUUUUUGGCUUGUAGCAGAGCUAAGAAUAAGAAUUUGAAAACAAAAAUAGCGAUUUUAGUAUACACCUACUAAAGCCUCUUCACCGACAAAAAAUAAAGCAAAAGUAUUUUUUGUCGCGAAAUCGAGUGGACCGCUUUUAGGGAGACUGCCUCUUAAGGUGCAGUCGGUCGGUAGGUCCACGACGACGACACUGAAUGUAAACACAAAUGUAAACUGUGAUGUUCGUUCGCAGCGAAGUCUUUCGCAAUGGCGUCUUUUAAAACAACACAAGAUCUUAUUUUUUAAGCCGUGCGCCUAAUUUCAUGGACGAUGGAGAAUUUUUGGAGUUGUCUGACCUUUACGAGUGGAAAAACACCUGCUUUCCGAACAAAGAUUAUUCAACUUUCGACUGUCAUGAGAUGACCGAGUCCGAGUGUAUACCUGCCAACUCUCACGCCUGCGGGUUGAAAACUUCGAUCUCACGCCCGCUCACGCCUGCGGACCAAUUUCUCACGCCUGAUUGAAAAAUGUGUUGUUGCCGUCUUGCUUGACACAAUUUCCAAAAAUAUGUUAACUCAGACCCAUGUAAGGAACGAAAGCCAUGUGUAAAAUGAAUAAAUGACAAUACCUUCCUCGCGAUCUCUGAUUUUGUGGAUAAGCGUUUUCUCGAUAACUUCGCCUUCGGCAGACUUCGGACGUCUUCGGCAGACUUCGGACUUCUUCGGGAAUCUUUGGAAAUGAUCGUGUCGUUUUCAAAAAUCCCAGCACUCCCAGGAUAAAAAUCUCACGCCUACAUCUUAGAAAAAGUUGGCAGGUAUACGAGUGCCUGUCAGAGUUUAGACUUGGAAAAAGCGACAUUCUGAUGUGAUACCUGUUUUCCAUAUAAAGUUUAUUUCCUCUAUAUUAAAGAUACAUGAUUUGUCUUACCAAAAUACGUACAAAUAAAUUUAUCACUUACGAGUUCGCUCGCUCGGCCUCCACGGCUGUUGUCAUUCCUCGAAGCGGUAAAAACAAUUCAUUAGUCGAAUUUUCAAUCAACAUCGCUUGCUAGGGGAAAAAAGGAACGAUACCUUGAUUCACGAGGAUAAGAAAAUGCAAAGGACUUCAAAAAUCGCUUAAAACAGUGGAUUUAUACCUGCCAAGGCUUGUGGAUUGCAGGACGAUGUGAUUCUACUUUGUUUGGCGACGUCGACGAGACCACGACGACGAAAUUUACUGGUCGCGCUUGCGCAGUAUUCCGUAACUCACUUCCGGUCGUCGUCGACAAAGUCGUCGUCGUGGUUGUUAUAGCCUGGUUUCCAUAUGAUCGUCCGGAUCAUCCCGAUCGUCCCAGUCGUGUCAAAAAAUGUUCAGACGAUCGGGACGAAACGCGACUCAGACGAUCGCAAACGACCCGGACGACUGAGACGACCUUGAUCGCUUGGAUAGAGUUGAGUUCUAUCCGGACGAUUAGGACGAUCGUGUAAAUUUUGAAGCGAUCAUAUGGAAACGCUCUCAGACGACUGAGACGAUUGGGAUGAUCGAAGGUUAUCCCAGAAGUCAUCACUUUUAUUCCAGUAAUCGAGAAUAAAUUCGGCCCGGAUAGCGCUGAAGCCGAAAAAAUAAUACACAAAUGUUUGCAGCGCGUAUGGGGGUUAUUUGAAAUUAUAGAAAGUCCGUGACAUCAAGUUUUCGAAGAGAUACUAUGUCUUCGGGGAACUCUUCAAGCUUCUCAGUGCUGCAAAUCAAGAGAAAAAGCAGAUACCAAGGUACGAGGUUCGCUUUACGAAUAAAGAUCAUCCAUUUAUGUGGCUUGUUUGCAAUAUACGCGCAAAAAUUCUAUUGUCUGACCCAGAAACAUCGCUGACGACACCGCGUCUCUUGCCUUUGAGGCGAUCGAGACGAUCAUAUGGAAACUAUCAAUCGCCCCAGUCGUCCGGAUCGUCUCGAAAUAUUUUGAAACGACUGGGGCGAUCAGGACGAUCCGGACGAUCAUAUGGAAACCAGGCUUAAGUUCCCUAUUAACGAUGAAGAAUUUUUUGUGUUGUCUGACAUUUUCGAGUGGAAAAACACCUGCUUUCCGUACGAAGAUUAUUCAACUUUCAACCUGAAUGAGAUGACCGAGUCCGAGUAUCUGUCAGUGUUUAGAUUUGGAAAAAGAGACAUUCUGAUGUGAUAGCUAUUUUCCAAAUAAAGUUUAUUUCCUCUAUAUUAAAGAUACAUGAUUUGCCUUACCUAAAUACGUACAAAUAAGUUUAUCACUUACGAGUUCGCUCGCUAGGCCUCCACAGCUGUUGUCAUUCUUCGAAGUAAAAACAAUUCAUCAGUCGAAUUUUCAAUCAACAUCGCUUGUUAGGUACCCUGGGUGCCAGAGACUUUUCUAGCGUCCUGUGGUGUGCAAAAAAAGAGUCGUAUGCGGGUCCUCAUGAGGACUUCAAAAACCGCUUAAAACAGUGGAUUUAUACUUGCCGAAGCUUGUGGAUUGCAGGACGAUGUGAUUCUACUUUGUUUGGCGUCGUCGACGACACCACGAGGACGAAAUUUACUGGUCGCGCUUGCGCAGUACACUGUAACUCACUUCCGGUCGUCGUCGACAAAGUCGUCGUCGCGGUAUCUUUUUAAGUUUCCUAUAAAUGUCUCUCAAACUGCAUGAGAGUUAUGAUCUCAAUUCUUAAGGUGUUUGAACAAAAUCACAUUUUCGGCGAUUUUAAAGAUGCUCUUACCAUUUAAUAGAAUCAGUUACGACAUACAGCGAGUCACAAUGUGCAAAACGGGCUGAGAAGACAAGGAGUGGUGUUGCGUCACAGCGAACACCAUCCUUCGAAUUGAGAAAGCAUAAACAGAAACAAAAAAUAUACUGAAAGAUAAUUGCGGAAUGUUUACGAAAACUGUUAUCCAAAACAAUGGAAGAUGCAUAUGAGAGAGGAAAGACAGCCGCCUGAUAGGUAAUAACGCGGUGAAAUAGCUAGAGAUUGAAGUCUGAAGUCAAUCAAUUCAAAUACAAGGUAAGGGGGGAAGUUGACGUGAAAAACGAUAUUUUUGGACUUAUUUAGUAACUUUAAGAAAAAGAAAAAAAUGCUAGUAGCAUAAUAUGCUACUUUUGGCAGGACCAUUAAAGAAACGCAUCGCUCAGACGUUUAGAUUGGGAAGCCUCUGAAUCCUGUCACACAACACUUUUGACCAGACUUUUAUGACCAAAGGCAUAUCGGUAGCCCGAAAGUUUCACUGUCAAAAUCGCAGUUUUUGAGACCUCGAAUUUUAAAAUGGCAAUGGAUGUAAAAGUUUGAUCGCGGAAGAGAAAGGCCAGCAAUACCAAGAAAUGCUCUGUAUGAGGUUAUUUUCACGCACCACGUUUCCUCGAGUUUUUGGAUCAUCGGUUGAUUAGCUUGGGACACAGCGCUAUACCAAUCUGAACGAGAACGGGAAAACGCAUUGAGGUAACAAAAAUUAUUGUUCCAGUACAAAUGUCUUUAAUACAAGUGCGAUUGUGAGUUAAUUUUCUUUUGGAGAGCCCAGCCAUCGUGGCUUGUCGAGUAACAACCAACCGACGUUCUGGAAAAGUCUCAUUUCAAGCAAAAUUUAUUCAACUUCAGAGGGUUCGUGAGAAGUACAAAUUUAAUUACCCAGGCCAAUUCUUACAUAUGUUUUAGCACAAUGCUUAAAUAACUUAUGACUUAAGUUUCAGCACCAAGGUGUGGCACAUGCCUAAAAUAUAAAACGCAAAUUUCAGCCUAAAUUUAAAUUUCGUUUAGUUGAAAACAAUCCAAACUAGAAUCGCAUAAUUGAGUAAAAUCUCGCAUUCUGAUUGGUUAACGAAACGAGGUAUUUAGUGUGGAAUUGCGAGUUGAAAACGAGGCUAACGGAUAUUGUUUCGCAUCUACGUAACAACUAUCGUUAAAUUCUAACACAACAACUGCAAAAAAGGUUUUCUACAAUGUUAUUUGCAAAUGUUUUUUAAAACCAUUGUCACCUUUUGAAGAGUUAAAAGCAAACAAAAGCGUUUUUUAAAGUGAGCCGGAGGUUCUUCCUUGUUUUGAACCGAACUACAAAUUCUCGGAGAGGCAUAAAAAACCUCUUUCGCUCGCGACAACGAGAAAACAAGAAAAUCCUGUGAACACGGCCCAGAAAAUGGCAAGCCAAAGUUCAACCAAACAAAACGGAGAAGCGACAACGGAGGAAAUGCCAGGGUCGAUUGUCACAUAUACAGAAGAAGAAAUAAAUACUUUCAAAGACAACAUGGCCUCUGAAAACACGAAAAAGAGUACGGCGCUUGCAAUCGUCCUGAAUCGUGGUACUGAGAAAAGUACAAAACAGAGCUGAACUUGAACAGCAUUUCUAAAACGUUAACAUUUCAAGGUACUUACCUUAUAUCAAUCGCGACGUUAAACUUUCAGUGCUUUCACUUGGACACUUUAUUUCUAUGACCAAUUUGAAACUGAAAAGAUGUUAUAGAUAAACGGCUUGUAAAUUCAGUGAAAUGCCUCUAUUUAUCUUUACGAUUAGUGUGAGGCUUGUUUACAUGCAAAACAGUUUGAAAACAGAUGUAAAAACAAGCACAAGAUACCAAAAAAGCUGUCGAAGGUUCAAACGUGUACGACUGACCUUGCUUCCUAUUCGCUAACGCACUGACAGUUCUAACAGUUGACUUUAAUGAAAUGGCUUUCUGGAGCGCGCGCUCAGGAUAAAAACAAACAAUAUUAUUGCUGUUUUCUUUUUUUUUUUUUGAUUUUUAUUCAAUUUAUAUGCGAUUCAAGGAAAAUCCAUUACCUGACUCGUGAAUUCCACGUUAUAUUGCACUUGAAAACUGAUAUCGCACGAAUCGAUAUCGGUUUUCGCGUGCAAUUUAACGUGGAAUUUCCUCGUCAGGUAAUGAAUUUUCCUGUAAAAUAACAUUGUUUAUCUUCCAGAUUAUCGUUAUUAAGAUAAGAAUUCAUAGCCAAACCAGAAGUAGAACCCUUUAUAAAUUGAUUCAGUGGGGAAUAUUUUACCCCGCUUUCUUCCCGUGUGCGUGCUAGCGAAGUUUUGAGACAGCCUCAUUUUGCCUCAAAUUUUGGUUUUUUUCAAGUCGUUGACGACGAAAAUUGAUUUUGUCGAUUUUCUCCAAAUGCAAGCGGCCUUUUAAAAAUCAAAUUACACCACGUUUAGUUAUUUAGUAAGACCUAUUUAUGGACAAGAUAUGAGCGAAAAUAAUUUUUGACCGUGGCCGCGAAAUUUCGAAUUUGCUCGAUUUUUCCAGACGUUUGCUCUUAAGUGACUUGGUUCUUUGAAGCUAAAAAACCAAAAGUGCAAACCUCGUUAAUGACAAACAAAGGACAACUCCCUUAUUAAUAAAUGAUAGAACAAGACAAAUAGAGGGAAAGGUUUACCAACGAAAUUGAGCCGCAAAACCCUGACUAGCUAAUUAAUUACUAAAAAUGUCGAAAUGUUCACUUUUAAGCCGAACAAAAGGAUAAGCAUCUUCGAAAGGACGUCAAGUUCAGAGACAAGAUGACCCACUCAAAAACCUCAUUCCUUCACACAUGAAAGGAGAAAUUCUUAACUUAGUCAGAACAUUCCUAAAGAGUCAUAAAACGCACAAAGAAUGACCUGAAAAUACAUGGUGGUGCAGAUGGGGGUUGUCCUUGGUCAAUAACCAACUAAGAAAUGAUGCAUAUGAUCUGAUUUCGUGCAUGGUUCAAGAAGGCACACUUUUAAUCUUUAAUCUUUUAGAUAAAGUUUUCAUUAGCAAAUGUUAUUUAUCAAAAUGUUCCAGAACUUAGAAAGCUUCCUACAACGACAUAUAUCAGUAUGUAUGUCGAAUUUAUAAUCAGAUACAAUUGUCAGAAAUCAGUCAUGCUUCACCUUUUCAUAUUUUAAUUAUUGUUUAUUGGCGUUAUCUUUUACUUUCUCCGCAUAGGAGUUAUCAAUAUGUCAAUUUCUGUUGAUUUAUGACAAAAUCUUAGCCAGGCCCUUACACACUGCCUUCUGCUAAUGUAGCAUUUUCUCAUUAUUGCCUUAAAUCUUUGAAUAAUGUCAGAAAUUGCUUUAAUAGUUUACACCAAAUUUGUUCAUUUUUGCACACCGGGCCAGUUUACCAGGCUUUUAACCAGAAUUUUGCUGCAUGAGAAUAUGCAUUACAUUGACUGCAUUAAUUGACUGCAUUAGCCUGCGAGAGCAUCCGGUUUUUUCGGCUCCAGUUACUAGUUACACCCGCCGAGAACCGGAAAUACGUCUGCAGUUCGCAAGCUAAGACUGAUGGGCAGUGAAUUAACUAGCCUGCGUGGCAGGCGUUUGAAAGGAAAGGGAAAGGGGGUUUUGGGCGCGAGGGAAACGCGAGGGGCUCGCGUUUCUCUCGCACCUAAAACUCCCUUUCCCUUCCCUUUCAAACGCCUGCCACGCAGGCUAUGAAUUAACAACUUCAGGCAAGCCCAAUUUUAAUUGGUCAGGAAACUGUGGUUCCCGUUUGGGGAUUCCCCAGAGCUUCCGUCACCCAUUCCGCUGGAAAAGGGUAACGCAGGCUCUCGGACGGAACUGAUUUGAUUGUGAAUGAAUGUUUCUUCUUGUUAGGUGCAGUUGGAAACGUCCAGCAAAAUAUAACAAGUAAGCCAUUGAUAAUUAUGAAUUAGUCAUUGUCCAAGGAAUAUUAGAUUCUUAGGCUUUGUUCUUACGAAACCGCAUAGCUUAAUCAUAACGGAUAGGACUUCUGUCCAAACAUAAAGAACGGCCGCGCUGUGCCGAUUUCGAGAGCAGAAAGUCACAUAUCCGACAGCUUUUGAUGUGUCGCGCUUAAGUGUAGUGUGAACAGGUUUUCGGACGGUAGCGGAAGUGAAUAAGUAGGAAGGAGGACUGGAACCCAAUGACACGGAAGAGAAUUUAACCUUCUCGGCCAACCGUUCGAUGGGUCUGAACGACUUGUUCCAGUUCUGUGCUGUUGCUGUUCGUACUAUACUAUAUAUAUAGGGACCUUCCCUUGUUAAGGGAAAAACGGAGGCAAAAUGUUUUAGACAAUUCUACAAGCGUUUUUUUGUUAUAUAGUAUGCCUUGACUUGACAUUCGAGGUAAAUUUGAGGAAUAUAGUUUAGGUGCAGGCAUGAAGCCUGCAUGAUCUCACCAAUCUUGUCUUGUUUCUAUCAGAUCCUGAAUGUAAGGAUGAUGAGAACUACGAGGCGUACUGUAAAGAGUACAGACUGAAUGACUUUUGCAACUCGUACCCAUAUGGAAUGCACAGGCACUGCGCCCUCACUUGUGGAUUUUGCAGUUAGUAGUUUAUUUCACAUAGAUACAGCGAUGCUGAAGGCUGCUGUUUGUUUUGGGUUUAAAACCUUUCAAUGAAUUGUUGUCGCCCUGAUAUGCAACGAGAAACAUCCGUCGAGCAAGGGGAUUCUGUUGUGGGCCGAUAAUGUAAUUUUUGUUAGUUUUUUUUCCCUUUUUUAUUUCUGGGUCUUAAAAAGUGGCAAGAACAGCGAGAAGCAUACUAGAAAUACGUGUAUCGCAGGACCUCGCGCCUGUUGUUAUCGCUAUGUUAGUUCUUCCGUCCCGACUGACUACGCUGAGGCUUCAAGAAUGCGCGGUGUAGUGCGUAAUGAAAUAGUGGCACAAGUAUCUUUUUGAUAAUGAUGUGAACUGCGGUAUAAAUACAAAUUGAAAUGAAGAUAUGAUCGUCGCAGUUGUUAUGGCGGGGCUAUCUCGCGCGCGAAGCGUGAGCAGCGGGGCACCAUGGGUAAGAAAAUUGGGUGACCUAUGCAUCCGAGAAAUUUUGGUAGUCACGUGACCGUACGCCCACUCGACCGUCCGUCCGCACCACAGACAUACCAAUGUAAAAUAACUCAUUCAUCUGAUACAGGCAUGGCAACUUGAGGUUAUUUUGGCGGGAAAUUGCAUAGCCAGCCGCGUCUUGCGAAACAGAGACAAUUUAAGAGUCAAUAAAACGAAAACGGAAAGCGGAAAUUGUUUCUGUAUCCUUGUUGUCUAAAGUGUUAAGCUUACAUUAAUUGUCGUGUCCACAAAUUUGGAAUACAGAGGAAGAGAGAGACAGAGAAACGACUAGCCAGCGAAGCUCAACGAGAAAAAGAGCGACAAACAGCUAGAGCGAGAGAUAGAAGACAAAGGAGACAUUUUUUGUUGGAAGCACAACAUGAAGAAGCAGUGGGAGAAAAACAAAGAAAUGCUAGCCGCCACCAAGGUGAAAAUGAGCGGCCGUGAAAAAAAGGAACAAGAACACGUACGAUAUUUCCUCCAUAAAACGAGUAACCAGGAAGUUUCACGUUUCAACAAGGGCAAAGAAUGUACAAAAAAGUGUGCUGCACGUGCAAAAUUGCUUUUUGCUAAUUAGAACUCAACUAUUGUUGUUUUUUCACCGUUCUCAUUUCCUUCGUCGCUUAGCAUUACACGAUUAUUUAUCUUGUUUGAGAAAACUGUAAAUAUCAUCGAGAGCUUCGCUUUUAGCCCUGGCUACAUCUAUAUAUUGGCAAUUUAAGCAAUGAGAUUCGAAUCCCUGGCCUCUGCCUUUAUGCGACGCAGUGCUCUAUCAACCAUAUGAUCGUCGCAGUAUCCAUCGCAAUUUAAGUAAUUAUAUUUCCGCAGUUGAAAUUAUCGGCGUUUUCUUUCCAUGCUGUUGGUAGGGCGUGAAGCGAGUUAGUAACUAUGCAAAAUUAACUGGUUUGCAUUUUUGUUUUUCUAGAAUGUAAGGCCAAGAUAGAUAUCGGGUUUUUGGUGGACAGCUCGGCAAGUAUCGAGAAAGCUGGAAAAGGAAACUACAAAAAGUGCCUGGACUUCAUACAAAAUGCGAUCAAUGGUUCAUUCAUAUCCGAGGAAUUCACUCACGUUGGACUUGUGUUGUACUCAGCAAGGGUUUGUAUAGACAUUGUGGCCAAUUCAUUCCUUUUUUUAUAAAUCAAAGUGUGUAAAUGGUUAGACAACCCAACAGAUUGUGCUAGAUUGCGCCUUAACUUUUGCCAAUAUAUUUUUUUAAAAGUAUUUUUGCGAAUAAAUAUAUAGAAUAGAUAUAGUAAGGAAUAAAUAUAUAGUAAGGGACGUAGAUGCUGAUUUUCCAUGCUAAGUACCGUCCUGCUCCCCUCCUCGAUCGGCUUCAAGUAGCCACCUCCUCCGCUUCUGUAAAGAAUAUUAGAGUUGUUCUCGACUCGACGCUUUCACUUGACAAGCACGUUAAGUCUCCAGAUAGCUAAAAUCCUUGUUCACGCAUUUGUUACCUCAAAGUUUGAUAAUUGCAACUCUUUGCUUUAUGGUCUCCCCAAGAACUUAUUACAGCGUUAACCUGAGAUCAGACCCAAUUUUAGCAGUUCUCAUACAUUCUCUCUAACGGUUACUGCUAAAAUUGGGCCAGAUACAAACUCUCUCACGUUUGUGCUCGUUACGGCCAGAUUUUGGCCGUAACGCUGAUUGGCGGUUAGAACAAUGCCGCAAGAUCUGAUUGGCUGUCGGAAACGCCGAAAGUUGAAAGCCGUUAUUCCUCGCGCGGUUGUUUUCGUGAAUGAUCCGCCGUCGGCGGAGAGAAGGAUCGAUUUUGCUGUCUUUUUUAUUGUUUUAUGGUCUUAUGGUAGGAAAAUAUGCCUUAAUAUGUGCCAUGGAAAUUCACAAAAUUCAUAUGGUUAAUGUUCAUAUCUUCUCAGGAUUUGCUUUAGUUACGGAACUAAUGUGAGUGUGUCGCGGAGUUGAAUCCCUCUGCAAGUUGUUGACCGCUAACAAGGUGCCCUUUGAUUUACCAACAAACGAGUGCAAAUCAAAAUACUGUCCAUCUUAAAACUGGUUUCAUUUGAAUGUUUGGCCGGGAAUGACCUCUCUGAACGGGGUACGCAAGCGGAGGCUCACAGCGAAAAAAACUUCAAUCGCCAACUGUGAAGUAUUAGACGAAAAAUAUCGCAUCGCUGUUCAAGGAAAUUUAAAUUUGGUGGCGCUAGUCUUAAGGUAACAGACUUGUUGUUUGCCUUCGCUUUUUGUAAGAAAUAAACCAGGAAAACUGGUGUUUUCGCUCGUUGGCUAUUUGUUGUUUCGGCGUUUAUUUCGAUUAAUAAAUUUAGCGAGCUUUGUAGACCUGCAGUAAAACAACAACACAACUAAGGAGAACUACAAAGUGUGUUUGUAGUAUUGUUUUUCGUUUUGUUUAUAGGUCAGUUGAGCAUCCAGUUAGUAGCAGAUAAUAUUUACCUUGAUUUUUAAAAAAUAUAUAUAUAUAUAUUUUUUGGACGUUUGUAUCCGCAAAUAUUAGAAAGUUUUAGAUCCGAGUUUACCGCGAACCUCUAACCGCUGGAGGUCAAGUGACAAGUCUUUCGCGUCACGUUUGAGGUUUACGACGUGCGUUUUCAACGUGGGAAGGUAGGUUUUCACGUAGGUCAUUUACCUGAAAGCUUUUAGCGCAUAAUUCUUGUUUUAUCUCACGUAAUGAUACAAAAAUCUUGUGGAGCAAGUCUUUAUCCAUUAACAGAGGCACAAAUUUGGGCGAAAUGCUAAAUUUGAUAAAUCCUAUUGGAUCUGAAAAACAAGUGCCAUUCAUGGCUGCUGAUUCAAAAUGGCGGCCGUAAAUUUGCAAGAAGAACUCAGAUGUAAGAAUUUACAGUUCUUUGCUGCUAGAUAACCCAUUGUUACCGUAAAUUUCUUUUAUUUUCACUGAUAGAUAUUUCUUCUAUUUCUAAAUGAAAAAAUAAACCAGAAUCCACUUCUUUAAUCCACCGCCAAACUAAAUCGAAUUAUGUUUGAACGUCGAAGUGCAAACGGGUAAGCGAAAACCGCGGUUAGAGGUUCGCGGUAAACUCCGAUCUAAAACUCUCUAUUAUUGCAAGUGUACGCACAGGACUAAAUCAGCUGCAUUAAUACACUUGAGAACUCGUUUGGUUUGUUCUGAAAUAAUUUAUAUAUCCUUUGAAAAAGUUCGCGCUAUAUUUCUAUAAGAUUUUUAAAGAUUUAUGUACUGGAAAUCGGGGAAAAUUGCGGAGGAAAAUAUUAAGGCAACCGAAAAAUAGAAAUUUCAGUAUUUUAAAUUCGAGCGCGCCUAGCCAAAAUAAUAAAAGUAGUAGAACAUCGUAUCGCCGUCUUUUCGAAAACUUUUUACCUUCUACCCCAACAGAAAUAACCUUCGAGAUCUCCUUUAACCUCGCAAGAAGUUAAAUGUGAUUGUGCUGACUGUUUUAUUUUUAGCUGAAAAAAUUAACAUACAAAGUUACUUUUUAAGUCAGCCAGUCUGCAUUUUUCCCAAGCAUGAAAAAUUUGUAUACUAGAAAAACAAGCAACGGAAGUAAUUUUGGUUGGCUGAUUCGGCAAAUGUCAAUCAAUCCAAAACGUGGGCGGCAGACGUUUCGUAGAAGGUUUGUAUCAGGCUCUGUUUUCGUUUCGCCUUGCCCCCCGGAAUGUUAUUACAAAGCGAAACGAAAAUUGAGCCUGAUCUCAGGUAAUUACAGCGUCUGCAAUAUGUUUUGAAUUCUGCAUUGCUAGGCUUGUCACCAUGUCAAGAAAAUCAGAUCACGCUACGCCACUGAUUUUUCAGUAACAUUGGCUGCCUGUUGAGCAGCGUGUUGAAUUUAAAGUGCUCGUUUUUACAUAUAAGGCGAUGCAAGGCUUGGCUCCUCAGUUAAAACUACCCAACUCUCUAUUGCGUAGUUUGCGAUCUGCUUCGAAACUGUUGCUUUAAUUCGCCGUCAUUUAAUAUUAGAACUUACGGAUAUAGAUCCUUUUGGGUUUGCGCACCAAGACUUAGACUUUUAAAGAGUCCUUUUUUUCCUGGUUGGUUAUACCAUAGACUAUGGUUAUACGCGAAGACUUCGUCGCUCGCUCGGUCUUUGCGCGAUCUCAUGCAUUGAAGCUCGCUUCGCUAACUUCGAAGGGUUUAUGAGAGGUCGACCUGUAGCACGUCUAACCAAGACCUUGGAAUUCGCUGCUUUUUUACAUAAAAUAAAGCUCUUCUGUUGACAUUUUUAAGAAAAGAGUAAAGACAUAUAUUUUAAGAAAGCUUUGAAUUGAAUCAUUUAUUUACUUUAGUGACUGUGGACUUUUGCGAUCAUUAUUUUUAGAUGGUGUUUACUUUUUUAGAUUUUAAGUGGUUUGUAAAGCGCAAUCCAUUUGGAUGCCUACAGAAAAGGCGCUUUAUAAAUUGUUGAUAAUAAUAAUAAUAAUAAUAAUAAUAAUAAUAAUUAUUAUUAUUAUUAUUCAGACAAAAGGGAGCACGUGCGUACUUGAAGAAAAAUGCCCAACAUAUGCAAACAACAACAAAAUAGAAACCCACAACAAAGAAAUAUUAGACAGAAAAGAAAUAAGCAAUUGCUCAAUGAAUGUACAAACACCCAUGCAACUCUAAUUCAAAGGAUGUCAAAUUGUCUUUCAAAACAAAAGCUUUGCCACACUUUGCCGCACACAUGAAGGUCUUAAGUCGUACUACCCGGUGAAUGCAGAACACGGUCCUAGACGACCAAAGAAAUCAACUUCUCACCACACUUAUGACACUCGUAAAAUGAUCCUUCAUUAAGCUAAUAAAAGACACAAUCUUGACUUACAAUUUAACCAUCGUUUGAUAAAGCGCUACCCUGUUUCCCAGCACUUUGGCCUUGAUCUUCACACAAUAUACGGACACUUUUGGCUGAAGUCGGUUGAAAAUUGUCAGUAAAGUCUUUCGUAAACCGCAUCACAAACACCUAAAUCAUGAAGACAACUAGAAUUGUUUACUGACAGUACAAAUUUCUUCAGGGUUUGAGGCGGUUACCCUCUUUUAAAAAAUAACUAAGAUAGUGCGCGCGUUCUGAUUGGUUAAAAACCUGUGGUUCAUUGUGCUGGUAAACUCUGUUUUACUCAAAGUUAUUUUAUAAAAGCAAUAGAUCACACUUUCUAUGGGUUUACCGGUGUGAUAACCCACUUAGGAUGCUGGGAGAACACUCGAAAAGCUUGUAAAUCACUCGCCUUCGGCUUGUGAUUUACAAGCUUUUCUCGUGUUCUCCCAACAUCCCGCGUGGGUUAUCAUGCCGGUAAACCCAUAGAAAGUGUGGUCUAUUGCUCAAAUAAAUUCUUUUCUAAACCAAUUGUUUUUCUCCAGGUCGAAACAGUCUAUGACUUCAAAAAGUUCUAUGAGCCAGAGGCAAUGAUGAAUGCAACAGCAGAGGCAAAGUAUUUAAGGGGAAGCACAAAAACUGGAAAAGCUUUAAAAUACACCAAGACCGAGCUGUUUGACAAGUCAAGUCGCAAGGGCGUCCCAAAAGUGCUUAUUGUGCUAACAGAUGGUAAAAAUGCUCAUUUAAUAGUGCACAUUUACAGGAGCCCAUCAAAUGGAUCCAUUUGAUGGGCUCUUGACUGAGCUAUAGAGCGUUUUGUACAUGACGUCAAGUCCGCCAUAUUGGUGUUCAAAAACCAACCUUGCGUCCCUAACGCCAUAUCGGAAAAAGGGAAGACCCUAGGCCACUUUGCCAUUACCUAUUAAAAUAAUACACCUUUUCUGCACCACCCCUAAUUUUGCAAGUCAAAUUAAAUCAAAUUCAAUUAGUUUAAAUUAGCAACUACCAAUGCAACAAUUAAGUCCUUUUUCAAUACGCGUCCAUCCUGAAUAUGUUUGGUCUUAACACAGCUCCCAUGUCCAAAAUAUUCCCUAUCUGGUUGUUUAAUUCCUGUUUUUGUUUUCAUGUUUUUCAGGCAAGUCAAAAGACGCCGUUAAAGGUCCAGCUGACCAGCUUAAGGCCGCAAACAUCACAGUUUUUGCAAUAGGCGUUGGGCGGAAAUAUGACAUUGCCCAGUUGAUAGAUAUUGCCAGUAAACCUGACAGAAAGUACGCAUUAACAGCAGACUUUAACAACCUUAAGGAUCUAUACACCAGCAUCAGAGAUGACGCAUGCAGAGGUAUUUCAGCGUGCAACUGUUGACCGUGAUUGCAUUUAAAGGGGUUAUGUCAAGCUAUUUUUCAUCUUUUCGGUUUAAAAAUGUAAAACGCGUUCUCGCAUCAAAUGAAUUACAAAAUGAUGGUCCAGUUUUUUAUUCAAGACUACAGUUAGGUAGUGAAAAUGUUCCCUAUCAUUUUUCUGCAACGAAUGGCAAAGAUGCAAAUGGAUUGAAACUUGAGAAAGUCGGUCCAGCUUUUCAAGUUUUAAUGCUUGGCCUGCAAAAAUCACCCCCGAAAAAUAUUAUGGUUAAUACUCCCCGAUGAAAUUUGUUUGAUGUAUUCUUCACGUCUCUAUAGAACAUUGGUAAGGGCUCUAAGUAUGGCCUUCAGCAGAGAAUGGAGGUUUAAACAAUAAUAUCCACGUGGCAUAGCCCCCCUUGAAGCAUUUAAAAUUGUACUCUUUUAGCCUAUGUCGAAUAAUUCAAAAGGCACAGAUAGGAAAUCAUACACAAUAUAUCGUGAUGUCGUGUUCGUAAACGUGGUAAUAUUUCCCUGUUUAAAUACCCUGUUUCAGAAAAAAAAAAAGACCACUUCCGUGUGUUUAGUUCACCAUCGAGCGACAGAGUUGGUUGGUCAUCAAUCAGUAGGGUCGAAGACGAGAAACAAAAGAAAAAAAAAAUGAAGGAAUGGGUUAGUCGGUAGGGUCGUACAGAAAAGAAAAUUAUAUGAAAGAUAUGAAUAUCGGAGGGAUCAAGGUACUUCACGGCAAUUCCUCCAAAAAGUAAUAUAUUUUUUUUUCUUUUUACAAGAGAAUUUAUUGUUGGGCGUGGCCCCAUAUCAAUCACUUUUAAAUACUCCACUACCACAGUUACGGUCGUCGACAAUUUAAAAUUUGUUUUUAAUAGAAUCUCAGUCUUUCUAAACAUUCAUUAAUGUACAUACUAUUUUUUAUCAGUGAAUUCGACUCUAAAAGCCUCUGACAUACCGGCAAACCAUCUGCCAUACCGCAACGUUUCCACAAGUCCAACAGUAUUCGGAGCUCAAGGUAGCAACGAAAUGACACAACAAGUUACUGUCCUAAAGGCUAGGACUCAUGUAGAACGUAUUCCCCAGAGUCAGCCGGAAUAGAAGAACGAUAAAGAAGAAGAAAAAUAAAUAUUGGGAUAAAACUGUACCAAUAAAAUAAAUUUAUGGCUUAAUAAAGACGACUAACGCAGUAUGAAUGAACUGUCAUUUACUCCAGUCUCUUAGAGAAAAGGAAUUCCCUAGC